Aquila chrysaetos chrysaetos is the source of this 2781-nucleotide messenger RNA. RefSeq names its product nucleolar protein 6-like. The transcript is spliced from 9 exons. Gene Ontology annotation, cellular component: UTP-C complex; CURI complex; small-subunit processome. Lineage: Eukaryota; Metazoa; Chordata; Aves; Accipitriformes; Accipitridae. Gene Ontology annotation, biological process: rRNA processing; tRNA export from nucleus. The record is from RefSeq and is a predicted model, not a curated record. Bases 2143 to 2781 code for a protein of 212 amino acids.
UGGCCCUUCUCAAAGUUUGACUGAACCAGCAGCAGCUCAGCAAGGGCUUGGGGUGCUUCAGUGGCUUCUUGGUCUCCAUGCUGGUUGCCUACCUGCUGAUGAAACAUAAGGUUGUCAAGAUGAUGAGUAGGUAUCAGGUGCUGAGGAGCACCCUGCAGUGCAGGAAAAUGUCUGCCUGUGGGUGCUUGGAUGGGCAGCGUGGUGCUCUCCUUAGAUCUGCCGAGCCUUUUGUGCCAACCAAGGCAUAGCUGCUGAAGUCCUCCUGCUCUCACAGUCCCCAAACCUCAUUCUCCCCUGCAAACAUCCUACUGGCUUCUCUCUGCUUGUGUUCACUAUGUCCACGUUGUCUGAGGAUAUAUCACUGUCCCACUGCACUCCUCUGGCUGCACCUUUCAGGUCCUGCAUCCUUCAGGACAUGGGCCAGAUGCUCCUGUGCCUUCAUUCCAUAGGUCCAGCUGGGAAACCCAGGAGAAGGAUCUUUCCUGUCAUGGUAUAAAAGUACUAGAUCAUGCCUACCAAGCCCUCCUUAGUGCUGCAGCUGAAUGUGCAGCUGAAACAAAGAAAUGUCACUUUGAGACAGAAAAGAUGCAUCUUGGAGGCUGGGAAAUGUCCCCCUCCCUACUUCUACUCUCCAGCUUGUGAAAUUAAAGCCUGGAGAUGAGCCCUGAGCACUUUGGCACCACUUUGCUGGUUUUUGGUAAAACCUGCUUUUUACCUGGUGAUUGGAUGGAGGAGGAAAUUGUUUCCCUUCCCCCUUUUAAGAGCAAAGGGGAACAAAUCUGAUUGAAAGAGUCUUCUGUGCCAGGACCAGUUGCAGUCUGGGCAGAGCUGCAUGUCAGAUAUGGGAUGAGAUGCUAGUUUGUACAGCCUGCUGUGUGAUGAGGCAGCAAAAUCUGUGUGUGCCGUGUCCCUGCAAGCUAGCCUGGGGAGAGCAAGGCUGAUAAACCCCAUGCUGAGAGGGGAUGCACUUUCCCGGAGCCUGAGGGGUGUUUAGGAGUCCGAUUGUUCUUGUGCAUGGGGCGGUAGGUAGGGGUGUCUGCUCUUCCAGCCGCUUGUGUGCAGGUGGCCCCGGGGAGCCUGCGGUGGUCGAGGGACAUGGGGGACGAGGGGAAGAUAGACGGUGCAGCCAGCUCUAGAGACAGGCAGGACGGGGGUUUGUCGUUCGUGGUGCACCCCGCAGAGGGUGCUGCUGCUCUGCCAUAAAGCUCAGGCUGGCCGGAUUCGUGCAGCUCGAUUCAGCUGCAUCUGAGCAGAGCGGUUUGGCGUCAGUGAUGUCUCCUCCUCCUCGUUCAGGCUCCUCUGCUGCGCUUUGGGGAGAUGGAAGCAGCAAGGGCAGCAGCAAUUCUCCUUUUGGUGCUUUUCAUCUGUCCUCCCCCAGGGCUCCUGAGAUGCUCUGGAUAUUUUCUGUCUUUGCUUUUGCCAUGCUUCACAGCUCUGCCUUGGCUAAGGAUGUAGUUGGAGCAAUUUUCUGUUAACUGCCAUCUCUGUUGGCAUUGCAGUAACUGGUGGGAAGGCAGUAGCAGAGCUCUCACCUUGCCAGUAUGUGAUCUCCUUACCCCCAAAUCGCUCUUAGCUUCUCCCUUCCUAGGGAGAAUGCUGGCAGCACAGCUCUUGGUGCUGCCUUAGUGUCUUGCACAGGAAAUAAUUUCACUUGCUGCUUGAAACACAGCCUCUAGGAUGCCUGUGGCUGCUGGGGAGCCACAGACAGUCUUGCCCUUGGCUUCCCUCUCUCUUACCUCCCCGUUUUGCUGAGUGCUCUUGCCAGAACUUGCUCCCUGGGGUGGCAGUCCUGGCUCCUCAGAGCUUGGCCGGCCUGAGAGGGAGGCGAGGUGGACGCCCAUGCAGAAGUGAAUGGAGAGGCUCCCUGUGUGUCUGCAGGUGUCGGGGAUGGGCGAGGAGGCCAUGGUCAGCGUUGUCUACUCCUACGAUGAUCUGAGCUGCAAGCUUUGGAACCUGAAGGGGCUGCCACUGACGGCCAUGUAGAGCAUCCAUCCAGCCUUCUGGUACAUGGACGUCUUCCCUCCCAUUCCCAUGAAGUCGAUUUAUUCCUUCCAUACCUGAAUCAAGACCAAGCACUUGCUGCUUCCCUCAGAAGAGAAGCCCUGCCUGGCCUACAUAGCCCCUUUGAAGAUCAUCUGCCACAUGGAAGGCAAUGGCCAGUGGCUGCAGGACAAAGAAGCUAUCAAGCGCAUCAAGGCGGCUUUCCACCUCCAGCUGGCUGAGUUCCUCCAGCAGCAGCACCAGCUGGUUUGCAGACCUGUGGUCACCCACACCAAUGUGUACAAGGAUGGCUACAUUUUCUGUCUCCAAGUAGCCUACCACCAGGAGCCCCUGAUCUUGAAGGAAGUGGUCGCCCCGGAAGGGAUGAUGAAGUACCAGGACACAGAGGAGUCUCAGCAGCUGGAGCUGGAGAUGUUGCAUCUGCCCUAUCUAACCAGCUCCCUGCAUGGGCUCCAGCAGCAGCACCCUGUCUUCAGCAGCACUUGCUGGCUGGCCAAGCACUGGGUCAGCGCCCAGCUCCUGAGCGACAACAUCUCUGAGGAGUGUGUGGACCUCCUCGUGGCGUUUCUCUUCUUCCACCCGGCCCCCUUCAUGCCAUCCAGCACUCCCCAGGUGGGGUUCCUGCGCUUCCUCGACCUGCUGGCAACCUUUGACUGGAAAAACAACCCUCUGAUCAUCAAUCUGAACGCUGGCCUCACAGGUGCUGACUGCACAGAGAUCAAGAACAAGUCCUCCUCCAGACUCACUGUCACACCACGCAGACUAGAAGUUCUGGGGUAA